Messenger RNA from Chlorella variabilis, 1704 nucleotides. RefSeq lists its product as hypothetical. Gene Ontology annotation, cellular component: nucleolus. Gene Ontology annotation, molecular function: nucleic acid binding. Bases 1 to 1551 code for a protein of 516 amino acids. The record is from RefSeq and is a predicted model, not a curated record. The transcript is spliced from 4 exons. Gene Ontology annotation, biological process: regulation of ribosome biogenesis. NCBI's taxonomy places the organism in Eukaryota, Viridiplantae, Chlorophyta, Trebouxiophyceae, Chlorellales, Chlorellaceae.
AUGAAGCUCCCCCCCGGCCAUGUUGCCGGCCAAGGGGUGGCCAAGCCCAAGUGCACGGGAGGCUUUGGGGAACGCAUGCUUCGCUCCAUGGGCUGGGAUGCGGGCCAGGGACUGGGCAAGGAGGGCACCGGCAUCCGGGAGGCCAUCCAAGUGAAGAAGAAGGAGGACACCGUCGGGGUGGGCGGCAACGGCAGCUACGCCUGGGGCGACAAGUGGUGGGAGAAGGCGUUCGACUCUGCGGCGCAGACCGUGGGCGACAGCGGCAGCAGCGACUCCUCCGACUCCGACUCGGACGAUGAGCACAUGGCGGCCGUCGCUGCCGCGGUGAACCGCGACGGCACGCGCACCAGCGCCCCGGCCGACGAGCUGCGGCUGCUGGCGUCUCUGUCCAGGGGCGGCAGCCGCGUUGCGGCGGGGCGGUUUGGCGGGCGUGACGCCAAGAUGGCUCGCAUCCGGCAGCAGGAGGCGGCCAUGGCGGCGGCGGCAGAGGCCAAGCUGGGGAUGAGCGUGCCCAGCGGGGUCGCCGCCGCCAGCGCCGGACGCGGCACCACGGUUGCCACCACCGGUGGCGACGCGGUGGCAGCGGGGGCAGGAGGGACGGCCCAGGGCGGCAGCCAGCGGUCGGAUACCACCAGCGAGGUGAAGCUGAGCGGCAGCCGCGGUAAGAAGAAGCGCAAGGCGGGGUCGGAGGGGGAGCCGAGCGCAGGCAGCGCCAAGCAGGCGGGCAAGAAGAAGGCCCGCAAGGCGGCGGCGGCGGCGGACGAGGCGGCGGCGGCGCAGCAGGGUGCGCAGCAGGGUGCGCAGCAGCAGCAGCAGCAGCAGCAGCAGCAGCAGCAGCAGCCGAAGAAGCUGCGGAUAGUGAUUGAGCCGGUGGUGGCGCAUGUCGGGCCCGCCUGGAAUUUUGUGCCAACCCCCGCCACAGGGUGGUGGGGCGCGGCGCGCUUUGCGUCGGCGGGCUGCCUGGAGGGCCUGGACAAGGCCGCGGCCGAGGCGCAGCGGCGGCGCGUGACAUUCGAUGAGGACACCCAGGCCCGCAUCUUCACUGCUGCCCACGCCAGCAAGACGCAGGGCAAGGUUGGGCUGGGGCAGGGCACGGGCACGGUCAAGGUCGGCGGCGUGAAGUGGGAGGGCAAGCGGGUGAGCUUCGAGGAGGGCGAGGGCCAGGGCGAGGCGGGCGAGGAGGCGGCGCCAGCCAGCGGCGCUCGCCUGGAGGCCAUUGGCAGCUGCACGCACCUAGAUGCCCUGGCCCACGGCGCGGAAGGCGGCAAGCAGCGGGGCGGCGAGCGGCGGCAGGGCGAGGCGGCGGCGGUGGCGGCGGGCGAGUGGGAGGGCGCCGUCAAGUGGCGCAAGCUGAUCACCGCGCAGCUGCAGGCGGUGGAGCGGCAGCAGCUGAGUUUCAAGGAGCUGCAGCGGCGGGUAUUGGCGGCGGUGAUGGCCAAGCAUGGCAGCCUGGUCAGCAGCAAGGCCGCCGUCAAAGCCGCCUUUAGAAGCCGGCUGGAGGGCAGCAGCAAGUUUGUGGUGGAGGGCAAGCUGGUGUGCCUGCGCAGCUGAAUGCUGCCACCCAUCCAGGUUGGCUGGAAUGUGCCUUGCAGUCUUCCUGGCUGGCAAGUGGCCCAGCCUGGCCUCGUCAUUUUCUUUUACUUUCAUUGCUCCCUGUACUGGCAUGCUUCCCUCAAUACAAAUCACCAUUAACUGCCGUUGUUG